AUGGCUCACGAGACCUUUGAAUCUCUGCCUCCAUUUCCAGAUGACAUUCCAACCAUGCCGCUGGUUCGCCUAUCUCUGGCAAAACUUCUUCAGCACGAUGGCGAAGAAUAUCGGCAAUUUUGUCGUGCAUGCGAGGAUAUCGGAUUCUUUUACUUGGAUCUCCGCAACCAAGAACUGGGUAACUCAAUCCUCUCGGAUGCUGAUGAGCUAUUCAGAAUCAGCGAGCAAUUAUUUGCGCUAGACCUACAGGAAAAGUCCAAGUAUGACCAUAGCAAGAAGAGGUCCUAUUAUGGCUACAAACCCCUUGGAGCGGGUCAGGUUGAUGAAAAGGGGAAUCUUGACAGUGUCGAAUUUUACAACAUUGCCAAAGAUGAUCUUUUCGCAGUAAUGGAGCCACUACCACAACCAGACGUUAUUCAAAACAACAAAGACAGAUUGAAGUCGUUUGUUUCCAAUGCUCACGCCAUCGUCAGGCUUAUCCUCGAUCUCCUGAAUGAGCAUCUACAGCUCCCUCCGUCCACCCUAGCAAACAUGCAUCGCUUCGACCAUCCCAGCGGCGACCAAAUACGUAUGACGAGAUCUCCACCACAGCCGAUGAACGACGAAGUCCCACGAAUUACCGGGCAUACUGAUUUUGGCAGCGUCACUGUCCUUUUCAAUCGCCUCGGUGGUCUCCAAGUCCUCCCUCCAGGCCAAGACGCAGAGUGGAAAUGGGUCAAGCCUCUCCCUGGACAUUGCAUAAUCAAUCUCGGCGAUUCUCUAGUCAAGUUUACAAAUGGCCUAUUGCGUUCGAAUAUACAUCGAGUUAUUUCUUCGCCAGGUGCACAAGCAGGAUCAACAAGAUAUAGCUUGGUCUAUUUCUCGCGGCCGGAAGAUGAUGUUCUUUUGAAGAGGUUACAAGGGUCGACUGCCAUUCCUCCGUUGCCGGACGGUGUGGUCGAAGAAGAUGUGAACAGCAAGGAUUGGAUUAUACGUCGUGCUUUGGCGAGACGUACGAAUCUUCACGAUAAAGUAGAUUGGGAGAGUUCAAGAGGGACAGAGCAGAUCAGUCGACGGAUUAAAUUGUAG
Messenger RNA from Talaromyces marneffei, 1068 nucleotides. RefSeq lists its product as uncharacterized. The transcript is spliced from 2 exons. Bases 1 to 1068 code for a protein of 355 amino acids. NCBI's taxonomy places the organism in Eukaryota, Fungi, Ascomycota, Eurotiomycetes, Eurotiales, Trichocomaceae. Gene Ontology annotation, molecular function: dioxygenase activity. The record is from RefSeq and is a predicted model, not a curated record.